This is a messenger RNA of Mollisia scopiformis, 720 nucleotides long. RefSeq names its product S-adenosyl-L-methionine-dependent methyltransferase. NCBI's taxonomy places the organism in Eukaryota, Fungi, Ascomycota, Leotiomycetes, Helotiales, Mollisiaceae. Gene Ontology annotation, molecular function: S-adenosylmethionine-dependent methyltransferase activity. The coding region runs from base 1 to 720 and encodes 239 amino acids. The transcript has a single exon. The record is from RefSeq and is a predicted model, not a curated record.
AUGGCGCAGAACAUCUACGACAGUGAGAAUUUCUUCAAGAACUACAUCCAGCUUCCUCGCCAAGUCAAGGGUCUUGCGGGCACACCCGAGUGGUCCGCUUUGAAAUCUCUACUUCCCGAUCCUAAAGGCACCCAGUUUCUCGACCUAGGCUGUGGCUUUGGCUGGGUUUGUAGAUGGUCUAGAGAGAAUGGCUCGGUCGCAGCUCAUGGGGUCGAUGUGUCAGAGAAGAUGCUCUGCAAAGCAAGAAGUUUUCCUACAGACUCAGCUAUAACGUAUACUCGUGCGGAUCUCGAGACCUUCGAACUACCUCCAAACACUUACGAUAUUGCGUUCAGUUCAUUGAGCUUUCAUUACCUCAAGAAUCUACCAAGUCUGAUACAGCAAAUAUAUAAGACGUUGACACCUGGAGGUGCUCUUGUGUUUUCUGUCGAGCAUCCGGUCUAUACAGCCCCUCAAGAUCCGAAGGUCGUUCCAGGUUCUGAGUAUCAAACUAUCUGGUCUCUGGCGAGUUAUCUGGACGAAGGGCCUCGAAUAUCAAACUGGCUCGCAGACGGAGUUGUGAAGCAGCAUCGGACAAUCUCGACCUAUGCCACUAUUCUUCUCGAAGCGGGUUUUGCACUUGCUGCUCUUGAAGAAUGGGGACCGACUCAGGAACAGAUAAAAGCAUCACCUCAUACGGCCUUUUCGUUUCUUCUUUUAAAAGCAGUGAAGGCCAAGUAA